Molecule: messenger RNA, 4131 nt
Organism: Parathielavia appendiculata
Lineage: Eukaryota; Fungi; Ascomycota; Sordariomycetes; Sordariales; Chaetomiaceae
Exons: 5
Coding region: 1-4131 (1376 amino acids)
Biological process (GO): cell redox homeostasis
Cellular component (GO): cytosol; mitochondrion
Molecular function (GO): protein binding
Source: RefSeq, a predicted model, not a curated record
AUGUCGGGCUAUGGGCUAACCUCCGGCAAACCAGGCCAGCAGCAGGCCGAGGCCGACGACUACUUUAGCCGGCCAUCUGAUUCCGAAUUCGAAGAACGAAUACCCUCCAAGUCACGCCCAGAUAUCCUAUCUUCGGCCAUCCGCGGUUUCAAGAAAAUUACGCCCGGAGGACCCUCUCUAAGACCCGCCCAGCUAUCCUUGCGCCGGCCGGCAGAGACGCACGCCCCUACGCUCGAGAGGGCCGCCGCCUCUGCGCCGCUUCUGCAAGGACAGCAUCGCCAGCCGUUGGCGCAACAUGCACGAAGUCUGAGUCUACAAGAUAGCCUCGCGAAACCCUUGCCCGAGCCGCCCCCGCCCGAGCUUUCUCCCGCGAGCCCUUUUACGCCCCUCGCCCUUCAGGCCCAAUCACAGAGUCUGGCUACAGCUUUCGACACCGAGGAACAAAAGAACGAUAGCCGCCCCGGCACCAUGGAAUCGGCGUCAUCGAUGGAGAUGAGUGGCGGUCUGUACCCAAGAGGACACCUUAACCACGGCCAAGACGUGAACUUCAACAGCAGCCAGAGCAGUCUGGCGAGCUCAUCGCGCCAAGAUGGGCAGGAUGACCGGGGCGAUAAUCUGACGCCCAAGAGCAUUGGCCCGCUGUCAGCCGGGCCCUCGCCAAGUAUCGGACAAUCGAGGACACAGACGGGUGGGACGGCGGUUGGCACGGCGACUCCAUCUGCACACCUGUCUGGGCUGAUGUGCAACGUGCACAGGACAACGGGAAGGGAACCGCAUCCUCUUGUCGGGGCAACGACGACGAUCCUGGGCGACAAGCUCUAUGUCUUCGGCGGGAGGAUAUUGUCCAGGAGCCGGCCGGCGCCCUUGACGGCGGAUUUGUACGAGCUGGAUCUGAUCCGCCGCCAUUGGACGAAGCUCGAGACGACAGGCGACAUCCCACCGCCCCGCUACUUUCAUUCCAUGUGCGCGCUUGGCGACACGAAGAUGGUCUGCUACGGCGGAAUGUCGCCGACGACGAGCCAGAAGAACAUACCACAAGACCAACAGCCCGAAGUCACCGUCAUGUCGGAUAUCUACAUCUACGACGUGCCGACCAAAAAGUGGACCUUCAUCCCGACCCAAGACGCUCCACAAGGCCGAUACGCACAUUGUGCAUGUGUGCUUCCGUCUUCGGCGACGUUCGCCUCCCAUAGGGCACCGCUUUCGGCGCUGCAGCACAAUCCUUCGACUGGCAACCCGAACGAGGGCCGGAUAGGCAUCAAUAUCGACGGGACUGGCGGUGCCGAGAUGGUUGUCGUCGGCGGCCAAGAUGCUUCGAACCAUUACAUUGAGCAGAUUAGCGUCUUCAACCUGCGCAGCCUGAAAUGGGUUUCGACCCAGCCGCUGGGCAAGAGCUGUGGCGCGUAUCGCAGUGUGGUGGCGCCGCUUCCGCCGUCCGUCACGGCAAAACUCGGCAAGGCGUUCCCCGGGGGCGGACGGCAGGAGGUUGGGGGCAUCAGCCAGGAAGCGAGAGAACCCGGGUCCAGCAUGCUCAUCUACAGCAACUACAACUUUCUAGACGUCAAGCUUGAGCUCCAGAUUCGCUCACCCGACGGACACCUCACUGAGCGGGCCAUGAGCGGCACGUACAGUCCCCCUGGGCUUAGGUUCCCCAACGGCGGGAUCAUUGAUACGCAUUUUGUCGUGAGCGGCACGUACCUCACCUCGUCCAAACAAGAAUACGCUCUCUGGGCACUAGAUCUGCGGACACUCACAUGGAGCCGCAUCGACGCCGGUGGCGCCGUGUUCAGCCAGGGCAGCUGGAACCGCGGUGUUUUGUGGAACCGGCGGAACACGUUUGUCGUGCUGGGCAACAGGAAACGGAGCCUUGUGGACGACUACAACCACCGGAGAAUCAACUUCAGCAACGUCUGCAUGGUCGAGCUUGAGGCGUUUGGUUUCUAUGACAACCCCCGGAAGACGGCGCCCAUGAGCGGGUUUGUCAGCGCCAGCAGCCCCUACACGGGUCCUGGUUUGAGCUUGGCCCGUAAAGCGGGCUUCACCGCUGGCGGGAGGUUCCACAGCCGCGCUGCCGAAGAACUGGGCGAAAAAGCUCUUGCGUUGAGGGAGUUAGCCGAUAUGGAUUUCCUCUGCAUCGGUGGCGAGCGGAUUCCAGUUAACUCGAGAAUUGUCGCGAGGAGAUGGGGCCCGUACUUCGUCCAGCUGCUGAGGGAAGGCACCGCCACCCAAGACGGCAGCGAUGCCGCGACGCUCAGGUCGAACUCGGUCUCCGGACCCAGCGGCUCGAUCCGGGCCUCCAACCUCACCAUCACCCCCACCAACAUGAGCGGCAGCACAUUGUAUUCGAUCAGCAGCUCAACCAGCAAGGCAAGCAGCAGCAUGUCACCACCCUCCGGUGCUGCUGCUGCUGCGGCGACAGACCAAGCCGCCAUCAACACGGCUCCGACGCCCCGCACGCUCCCCCCCAACAGCCGCCCUCGAUGUCUGUAUCUUCCGCACACUUACCUCACCGUCCAAGCCCUCCUCCACUUCUUAUACACCUCGAGCCUGCCCGCCCCGUCCUCUCCGCUCUGCACCCCGCAGAUUCUCUGCAGCCUCCUUCAGAUCGCCCGCCCUUACCGGAUCGAUGGCCUUCUGGAGGCUGUCGUCGAGCGGUUGCAUGGUUUGCUAGACAGCCGUAACGCGGCUGCCGUGUUCAAUGCCACGGCCAUGGCGGCCGGCGGUGGGCGCGGGAUUGAUGGGACGCUGAAUCCGAAUUUCUUUCCGCUGUCGGCGGGGCUGGAUGGGUUGGGUGGUGCUGGUGGUGCUGGUGAAGCGGCUGCUUCGCAGGUGAAUGGGACGGGCGGUAGGAGUGUUGCUGGCAGUGAGAUUGCCGCCGAUGGGACUGCCGGUGCUGCUGCUGGUGCUGGUGGGAAAAACAAGCUGAAGAUUAGCACGGUUGGGCUGCCUGGGGCAUCAAGGCCGAGCAACGACGAGCCUCUGAGCGCCACGUCGGCUAGUGAGAUGAGCGGGAGUGAAUGGAGCGCGUCUGAGUUUGGGGAUAGUGAGAGGGGCGGUGGGAGAGAGAUUUGGGGUGGGGAUCUGAGCAGUGUUGUUGGCUUGCAGAAGAGGGGGUUGAGGGGCUUGAUGGAGGGGAGAAGGAUGAGGGAGCGGACGGGGGCAGGCGCGGGCACCGCGGGUGGUGUUGGGGUUGCUGGGCAAGGGCAGCAGGGGGCGCAAUAUGGGCAGGUAAGGGUCGGGUUGGGGAUUGCUGAGGGCCGGUCCAUCCAGCCCAUACUCAUUCACGGCAAUCUGUGGAUCGGCAACGCUCCCACCCGGAAGGAUACGGGCGAGCCGAUGAUGUUCGAUGCCUCGGCUUUCUGGGGCCACAAUGAGAACGAACUCAGCAUCAUGCGCCCUCUGGGCAACGACUGGGCCGGGAAUGCAUGGCAAGCUACCACCUCCGCAUACCCAAGUCUGAGCCUCGGGAGGACUGGGAUGCUCGCAACGCGCUCUAUGCUACGUGAGAACUAUACCCGCGGCGUGCUCCAUCUGCACUCCCUCUCGGUGCUGACUGAGUUCCUUAGGAGGACAUACACCCACGACUCUGCGCUCUACCCCGAUGAACUAGGUUCAGCCAAAAUGAUGUUGGGCUUUGGCGUGCGCGUGUUGGUGACGCCAAAUGGCGCGUGCGAGGUGGUGCUCCCGCCCAUCUUUGACCGGCACAUUGAAGAUCCUGUCCGACAUGUCCUGAUCAACUACCCCGGCACCCUAUUCCAUCUCACGACCCUAGGGGAAGACGAGGCGUGGGACAGCACCGGGGAGCUCGUCGGCAGAUACGAAAACUCCACCACCCUUGGAGAGCCUGACGAAGACAAGCACGCGGCUUGCAGUGGCGAAUUGUCGCCGCCGCCGCCGGCCGAGUGGACAUCACACAACGACUGCGAGCUGCUCGUCCGGACGAGGCGGUCGAACAAGGACUGCCGCACCGGCUUUGAGAUUUUGGACGUGUCUGGCCUGACAAACCACCACAGUGCCACCACGACAACAAGCAUGUCUGUCAACUGCCUCACUAAGGGCCUCCUCACCCACGUCAAAUCGGUCGUCGGGCUGCACAAGUCGCUGCUAUACUUUGUCGACGUGAAGGGCUAG